Molecule: messenger RNA, 204 nt
Organism: Aphanomyces invadans
Lineage: Eukaryota; Oomycota; Saprolegniomycetes; Saprolegniales; Verrucalvaceae
Exons: 1
Coding region: 1-204 (67 amino acids)
Source: RefSeq, a predicted model, not a curated record
AUGUACAUCGGCGGCGGCGUGAAGGCCGUCCACGACUUGGAAUGGGUAAUGUCUAGCCCGCAUCUACUCACGCCCGAGUAUGAUGUGCUGCCACCGUCGCUGUGCUCGUACAUUCUCCAUGCGAGUGACACGAAAGCGUGGCUCGCAGGACUGCAUGCCAACCCAGAGCCACUUCACACGUUCCUUAGCCGUAAGUUGUGUUGA